This is a messenger RNA of Coregonus clupeaformis (lake whitefish), 3677 nucleotides long. Its product is annotated as homeobox protein aristaless-like 4. The coding region runs from base 334 to 1443 and encodes 369 amino acids. Gene Ontology annotation, biological process: regulation of transcription by RNA polymerase II. Gene Ontology annotation, molecular function: DNA-binding transcription activator activity, RNA polymerase II-specific; RNA polymerase II transcription regulatory region sequence-specific DNA binding. The transcript has 4 exons. NCBI's taxonomy places the organism in Eukaryota, Metazoa, Chordata, Actinopteri, Salmoniformes, Salmonidae. The record is from RefSeq and is a predicted model, not a curated record.
CUUAAAGUCCGCACAGCUCUAGGUAGUGUGUAUCGGGGAGAUCUGGGUUGCAUCUUCUGAAGAAAGACGCAUUUUUGAUACUCCUCUAAACCUUAAGGGGAGUUUUUAGCUUUUGGUCAGCGAGUGGUUCCUGGAAAACAUCUGAAUCGUUUUAUAACCAAACACAGCUGCGGCGCCAGUGUAUGUGUGUGUGCGUGACAGUGUGUAUGUGUGUGUGUUCAUCCGUAUGUGGAAGAGCGAGAGAGAGUGAGGUUAUCUGUUUGCUUCCCUUUCCAAAACGGAAAGAAAGAAAAAAGUUUGGACGUCUUUUUCUCCCAGUAACUUUUUUUAGGCAUGAACGCCGAGACGUGCGUCUCAUACUGUGAUAUGACAUCCAUGGAUUCAUAUUAUAGCCCCUCUGCACCGCAAGGUAGGGAUCAUCCGACGAACCCGUUUAGGACAUUCCAAGCGAGUGACACCAAAUACAGUCCCACUUUCCUGCCCAACAAAGGUCAGGCUUACGGAGAAAAGUCUCGGAGCCCAUUCCAACAGGAGUGCCAGUCAUUGGAUGCCACCGCUGGGGAAGGCACCUUUAACAAAUACCACCUCUUCAUGCAGAGAUCUUCUUGCAAAACCCCCCCUGAAGGAAGCAAACUGCACCAAGAAAGCGGACACAACGGAGCGCUCAUUCCCUGCUAUGGUAAAGAUAGCUCAGGACUGACAGACUCUGACCUGACCCCGAACUCUGACCCCUCUGGGAUGGACGGCAGCUACCUGAGUGUGAAGGAUCAAGGCGUGAAGGGCCCGUCGGACCGACCGGGCUCGGACAUGGCCAGCCCCAUGGACAAGGGCGAGGGUGAGAGCAACAAGGGCAAGAAGAGGCGUAACCGCACCACGUUCACCAGCUACCAACUGGAGGAGCUGGAGAAGGUCUUCCAGAAGACCCACUACCCUGAUGUGUACGCCCGCGAGCAACUGGCCCUCAGGACUGACCUGACUGAAGCCCGUGUACAGGUGUGGUUCCAGAAUCGCCGAGCCAAAUGGAGGAAGAGGGAGCGCUUUGGUCAGAUGCAGCAAGUCAGGACACACUUCUCCACAGCGUACGAGCUGCCUCUUCUAGCCAGACCUGAGAACUAUGCACAGAUCCAGAACCCAUCAUGGAUUGGUGGCGGCAGCGGAGCGUCUCCUGUACCAGGCUGCGUAGUGCCCUGUGACACAGUCACGUCCUGUAUGACCCCUCACCCUCACUCCGGCAGCGGCGUAUCUGACUUCCUGGGCGUCCCGAACCCUGGGGGUCACAUGGGACAGACGCACAUGGGCAGCCUGUUUGGGGGUCCUGGCAUGGGGUCAGGGAUCAACGGGUACGAUUUGAACAGCAUGGACCCGGACCGCAAGUCCUCCAGCAUCGCCGCCUUGCGCAUGAAGGCCAAGGAGCACAGUGCAGCCAUCUCCUGGGCAACAUGAUGCCUCAACAGCAGCAGGACGGGCCUCUGGGAACCCCACCACGUCCAAACCAAGCCAAAGCAGAGAGGGGAGGCAGUCUGUGCUACUAUAACAGAAAUAUUGAUAAUCUAAAAUACUAAUGAUGAUAAAAGCCAUAGCAAAUUGCUGAAGAGGAGAGAAAGGAGAUCUGGACAAUGGACUUCUUUACUUUGUGUCUCUGAUGGGAGAGACCAGUGGACAUCAGAGAUGAACAACAGUCAGUCAGUCAAUCAGUUAGUCAAAGCAUGAGGUGAGAGGCAGGAAAUCGAGAAUCCUUCAAGAGACAAAUGAAUUGGUUGCUUGUUGGAAACAAUGUGCUGGUUGUACAGUAAUUAUAAACUAAAAUACAACAAAAAGAACAAAAAUAGCUGAAUAGAUUUGAACCAAUCCCUGCACUUAUUCAGUUAAUACAGGUAAUGCUGUUUGUACAGAUCUUGAGAUGCGUCCGCUAACACACCUGCUAUUGAGUGUCAAUAUAGCUUUUUCUGUUCAGGUGUUGUUAUACCUUCUUGUUUUCCGGUAUUUAAAUUUUAAGUGUGUAUUUUUUAAAUUCUUUUUGAUCCUGGUUUUAUCACAGAAUCCCUCGUCCCUUUCUGUCAGACCGUGUGCAAAUGCAACUAUUCUCUCCACAUAAACUGCAAACUGAUAUUCACAUAUUUACAUACAUUUGGCCUGAUUUGGGUCUGUGUGUACAUUUGGGUUUCCUUAGGUCAUUUUGGUCAGCAUUACUUCAAGGAGAGGGGUGUAGGUAACGGUCAAGCCCAAAGCCGAUCCAUCUCUGUCAGACUAACUGAAAGAAUGCUGAUAAAAUCAGUCAUAUUCUUCAGUUUCGGAAAGAGGUAAACCAUUUCAAAGGUAGCUAACUGUUUCUGGUUUGCAUGGUCAGCACUAGCAUACUUAAGGUUGGUGCCACCUUCCAACAUUUAAAUGUCAGAUAUAAUUCCAGGUUUGUUUAAGUGCGGGCAGACGGAGAGCCCUACCUGCCCCGCUGACUAAGCCCGCUGAUGGGCCGUCACUGAGCCAGAGAGGGAUGGGGACAAGGAAGUGGUGUGUGUGUGUGAGUGUGAGAGAGGGGCACAGCAGGCCUGCUGGGUCUGGGGCUACAGGGACUGGGAGCACCAGACAGGCUCAGCUCUGUUUGCAGGAGGAGAUUCAAAGUGGACAUGCCAUUUCCUCCCUUGGCAUUUCCUCACCUCGCAUUUCCACCUAGGGAGUUACAGGAAAAGUGCCCUCCAGUCCCAUUGCCAGAAAUAACACCCAGCGGCAGCCUUGAACAGCAGAGAGGCAGUGUAGAUUAUACAGACAGUUUCUGAGGGGGAUAAUAAAAUGCUGACUAAGGCCGUCAAUGUUGACCACUGUCUCUUUUCAUGCAAAGCCUCACUUUGACUGUCAGCUGAGCUGACAGGUCUAUAGUGGGAUGGUAUUCUCAGAGGAGAACCUUUCGUGCUUUUGUUAGAAGUAUUACUUUCUCUCCACACAAAAUAAGCCGUCGGUCAGUUUUAUACCAGGAACCCCAGGUUUCUUUCCACUUGGAGGAGACUUGUGAAGUGAAUCCGUGUGAAACAGUUUGUUGAGGCAAAGGAGGGCUGUGAAUUGGCUGCAGGUCAUGAUGGACUUGGGGGAACAUGUACUGUACAACUUUAUUCCAUCUCUCACUCACUGUUUAUUUUCCUCUUGGAGAGCGCCAUCAGCAGGCACUUAGCAGCUCCACUCUGUUCCAAAACUCUGUUCCAAAACUCUUAUGCAUCUCUCUCAGUCCCAGAUGCAAUGUAUGGCCAUACGCUGUUAGAGACACAUGUAAGUUCAGUGCUGAAUUUCCUGACGGUGUGUAAAGGAUGUGGAGAGGCUGUGUCCCAUGAGAGAGGUGUCAGAGCAGCAGGCUGUGAAAAAGACUGGAUAGCACUCUAGCACAGAGCUGUGAAACAGCUAAGCAUCUAGCAGCCAUGUACAUCUGCCCUGCCAACCCAGUGCAAUUAAUUCUGUUCUCAAGACGUUAUUGCCAUGUUUGCAUCAACAUGAUUACUUUACUAAUGAUAGUAGACAUAUGUUGUUAUAAAUUCCUCAUUCUCCGCGGCCUGCUGUCCUCCUGACAGCUUUAGCAUGACGACUUGUGUUGAGCAGGCUGAAUUUUGGCAACAAACACAUCCUCCCCUCCCCUGGCAACAACCAGAUCCCCCCGUCCCUCCCCUCCUAGCCCCCUCGGCAACAACCAGAUC